AUGUUCAGGAACAACUAUGACAACGAUUCUGUCACCUUCUCUCCUCAAGGUCGGAUAUUUCAAGUUGAGUAUGCACAAGAAGCUGUAAAGCAAGGUUCAGUGGUAGUUGGUCUUGUUAGCAAAACGCACGCAGUCCUUGUCGCUCUGAAGAGAAAUGCAGAAGAGCUGUCCUCAUACCAGAAGAAAGUCAUCGCUAUUGACGACCACCUCGGUCUCUCCCUUGCCGGCCUAGCCUCCGAUGCGAGGGUACUUUCCAACUUCAUGAAGCAACAAUCACUGGCAUCAAAGAUGACCUACGGUCGCCCUAUACCAGUUGAGCGCAUAGUAGGUAUGAUUGGCGAUCGAGCACAGACGAACACGCAGCAAUAUGGUAGAAGACCUUACGGUGUCGGACUGUUAGUGGCCGGGAUUGAUGAGCUGGGACCACAUCUGUUUGAGUUCCAGCCUUCAGGGAUGACGCAAGAAAUGCUAGCCUGCGCAAUCGGAGCACGAAGUCAAAUGGCCAGAACGUAUCUAGAGCGACAUCUGGACGAAUUCGCAAACUGUGACCGAGAUGAGCUGCUGAAACAUGGCCUAAGAGCGCUGAAGGAGAGUUUAGCCCAGGACAAGGAGCUGACGGUCGACAAUACAAGCGUUGGAGUCGUUGGCUCGACGUCAACAGAUGGCAAGAAGAAGCUGGAGAACUUUAAACUCUAUGAUGGUCAAGAGAUCGCGCCUCUAUUGGAAGCCAGCUUAGAAACCACCGGCACAACAGAAGGAGAAACUGCGGGAGAUGCCAUGGAGACUGACUCAUGA
Messenger RNA from Endocarpon pusillum Z07020, 795 nucleotides. Its product is annotated as proteasome subunit alpha type-1. Gene Ontology annotation, cellular component: proteasome core complex; nucleus; proteasome core complex, alpha-subunit complex. The record is from RefSeq and is a predicted model, not a curated record. The coding region runs from base 1 to 795 and encodes 264 amino acids. The transcript is spliced from 3 exons. NCBI's taxonomy places the organism in Eukaryota, Fungi, Ascomycota, Eurotiomycetes, Verrucariales, Verrucariaceae. Gene Ontology annotation, biological process: ubiquitin-dependent protein catabolic process.